Fusarium coffeatum is the source of this 1101-nucleotide messenger RNA. RefSeq lists its product as uncharacterized. The transcript has 2 exons. Lineage: Eukaryota; Fungi; Ascomycota; Sordariomycetes; Hypocreales; Nectriaceae. The coding region runs from base 1 to 1101 and encodes 366 amino acids. The record is from RefSeq and is a predicted model, not a curated record.
AUGACCCUCUUCCGAAGCAUCUUCAUCCCAGCAUUCAUAGCAUUAGCUGCCAUUGCCUUAUUCCAAACCCGUUUCAAGGACACAGCUACUUCUACCUUUGAGGUAUUAAAGACUCUUACACCUCUAUCUUACAUCUACAGCGACAAAAUCAUCGACCAAGAGAAGGACACUCAACACCUUUACGCCACCGAAAUGUCUGUCCAUCGAUCUAUUCGCAAGGUCUUCCUUGCCAUUGAGCAAUCUGAGGGUGCUGGUGCUCGCGUUCGUCGAUCAAUUGGUACCCCUCAGCUCCGCAACUUUUCUCCUUUCCUGAUGCUCGACCACUUCUCUGUCAAGCCUGGUGCCGGAUUCCCUGACCAUCCUCACCGCGGUCAAGAGACUAUUACUUACCUCCUUGAGGGUGGUAUGGACCAUGAGGAUUUUGCUGGUAACCGAGGCACUCUCUCCGCUGGAGACCUUCAAUUCAUGACUGCUGGAAAAGGUAUCAUGCAUGCUGAGAUGCCCCAGCAGAACGCUGACGGCAGCGCCAAUGUUGGUCUUCAACUCUGGGUCGAUCUUCCCAAGGAGCUCAAGGCCUGUGAACCCCGCUACCGCGAUCUCAAGGCCGCAGAGAUCCCCGUCGCCAAGAUUGACGAUGACAAGGUCACCGUAAAGGUCAUCUCCGGCCAAAGCCACGGUAUCGACUCAGUCAAGGACCUCGCCUACACACCCGUCUGGUUCCUCGACAUUGAGAUCAAGCCCGGUGGCAAGAUCACUCAGCCUCUGCCUCCCAACUGGAACGCUUUUGCCUACACCCUUGAGGGACAGGUUAUCGUUGGCAAGGAUGACCAGAAGCGUGUUGUUGAGCAAUACCACAACAUUGUUUUUGAGCCUGAGGGCGAAGUUGUUCACUUUGAGGUUGAUGCCGGUGCAGAGAAGUCUGCUCGAGUAGCUAUCAUCGCUGGUACGCCCCUGGAUCAGCCUGUUAUUCAGUACGGUCCUUUCGUUCUUACUUCCAAGGAGGAUGUUGCCAAGGCUUUGUUUGAUUACCAGACACACUCCAACGGCUUCGAGCGAGGUGAGAACUGGGAAAGUGAGAUUGGAAAGUCCAUGUCGGGUUAA